Molecule: messenger RNA, 1167 nt
Organism: Ectocarpus sp. CCAP 1310/34
Lineage: Eukaryota; Phaeophyceae; Ectocarpales; Ectocarpaceae
Source: the annotation of a GenBank genome assembly
GGGGAGCCGCAGCUAGGAGUUUUUACUGUGUGCUUGAUGCGCAAGUACGGUUUGACGGUUCCCCACACGAAGACACGAAGACAAGCAGCCAAGUACCCAGUAUCAAGAGAGAGGAGCAGAGACGAGACUAGAGAGCCAGAGGUUGUUGUAUCAUCCGAAACAAGCUCGCACUCUCUACCUCUUCUGUCUGGGCUACGUGAAGAAGCUUCUAGACAGGAGGAGGGGCUUCGGUUUGCCAUGAACAGGCUGGUGAGGUUCGGGGCGGAGGCAUUGAAGCCGCAAAGGGUCGCCGGGGCACACAAGUGGCAGACGCCGCGGGUGUCGAGACGAAAGGCGAACGUGCUCCGCAAGAAGGCCAUCAGGGACGGGUCAUUCGGCUCGAUAGUCAUCGAUGAAGACACUGGGAAAGCGAUUGGCGGGUGGGAUCCGGCGUGGGAUAUCUUCGAAGCGCCCGCUCCUCGACCGUUGAGGCCACCAAAGCUACACAAGAACCAGCGGGACAGAGCGCAGCGCGCCGAUAAGAUCACGGCCAAGCUUGGAGAGCAGGAGGCCCGGCUCAAGGAUCUCAACCGAGUAAAGGCGGUCCCGAAGCCCAAGCCAGAAGACGGGGCACUUGCCCUUCUCAGAUGGCUCAAGAAUAGCGGGGCUGCAAAGAAAAGAUAACAACAGCAGUUGCACGCACAGGCAGUGCCUAGUAAAAAAAAAGGUCACGAAUAUCCUGGGGAGGCGGGGCGGUGGUUGGUCAUUGGGCGUUCUGUCCUUUUCGCGGUCCCACUGAGAGAAGUCAUGGGAGAAGGGGAAGAACUGAGACACUUUUCGGCGGGUCAAAAGAAGUUUCCGUUGAACCGUCAAGGAGCAAUCUAAUUUGAUGGUUGUAGUAAUAUGUGGGUCGAGGAUAGUCGUGACGCAUUGCACGCUACUGACGGGUUGCAGUUCAACAAUUUGAGCUAUUCAUGUGUUAAGAAAAAGCAUUCAUUGUGUAUGAGACCAGGAGAAGUGAACGCCACCGGGAGAUUCAGUGUUUUGGUUUGAGAGCAGCACCUAUCCGCUAGAUGAGGGCGCCACAAAUCGGUUGUACCGGGCACAAACGCGAUCGAUCGGUCUAACCCACCUUCUGCGGUAACGACGCUUUUCGUCCAACGCCUACACCGUUGGAAGCGACGCGCU